CUUUGUUCACGGUCUUGACUUUCGCGCUCUGCGCUACAGGUGCUCCCUCUGUCAUCUCAGGCUCUCCUCGCGUCGUCCAUGAAUCUCGCCGGAGUAUACCCCUAGGAUGGGCCCCUGUACGGCGUGCCAACCCCUCCAUGGUUCUACCUCUUCGUUUUGGUCUCGUGCAGCCGAACUUAGAUUACCUAGAGGACUUCGUCAUGAACGUGUCGCACCCCGAGUCGCCUAAUUAUGGCAAGCAUUGGUCGGCCACAAAGAUCGCCCAGACAUUCCGCCCCGCGAAAGAGUCUAUUGAGACUGUGCAUUUAUGGCUUGUCGAGAGCGGCAUCGAUCGGGCCUCCGUGAGGCUCAGCCAGGGCGGCGGGUGGCUUAAGGCAAACAUGACGGUGGAGCAGGCGGAGCGCCUGCUACAAACAGAGUACCAUGUCUACCAGUCUGACGAAGAGGGCGGUGGCCAGCAUAUCGCAUGCUACGAGAAGUACCACCUGCCCGAGCACAUCGCAAAGCAUGUUGAUAUUGUGACGCCCACACUGCAUUUCGAUACGAAGCCGAGGACAAGCGUGCCCCAGAGGGUCGACAUGGAUAAGCGGGAUAGGCCAGUCAAUGCACGAUCAUUAGGCCAGCCUGAAUUGGGCGUCAGCAUCCCCAAGACAGCGGCAACGGUCGAGACUAUUCACAAAGGGAUAGAGAAAUGCGAUGAACAGAUUGUACCCGAUUGUCUUCGUGCUCUUUAUAACUUUGCAUAUACUCCCGUGGCAACUGAGAAGAAUUCCAUUGCAAUCAUCGAGUACAACUCUCAAGCAUACCUUCCCAACGAUCUUGAUCUCUUCUUCGCCAACUUCUCGCCUAGCCAAGUCGGUCAGCGCCCCGUACUGGAUAGCAUCGAUGGCGGCUAUCUCCAAACCAAGGAACAAGAUGAAUCUGUUAACGGAGAGUCAGACUUGGACCUGCAAUAUGCGAUCCCGUCACAUUGUAUGAGGUUGGUAACCCGAACGAAUGUACUUGCUUCAUUCAACAACCUACUCGAUGCACUCGAUGGCUCGUAUUGCACGUUUGAGGGCGGAGAUGACCCUGAAUAUGAUGCGAUGUAUCCUGAUCCGAGCGGGAACGGCUACGAAGGCCCCGAGGAUUGCGGGACCGUCACUCCUGCAUAUGUAAUGUCGACGUCGUACUAUUUCGACGAGGCUCAGUUUACACCAGCCUAUGAGCAGCGACAGUGUGCGGAGUAUGCGAAACUCGGCUUGAUGGGCACAACCGUCCUGUAUGUCUCCGGGGACAACGGUGUUUCUGGCGGCAAUUUUCAAUGCCUUGACUCAGAGCGCCAGUCAUCUAACAACGGCACAAUCUUCAACCCUUCCUUCCCCAGUACAUGCCCCUACGUGACAAGUGUUGGAGCGACGCAGAUCAACCCCGGUGCAUCGGUGUACGAGCCAGAAAGCGCAUGCGAGCAGGUCAUCUAUUCCGGUGGUGGCUUCUCGAACGUUUUCGCUAUGCCAUCCUACCAGAAGACCGCAGUCGAACACUAUCUGUCCAACUACCCCCCGCCGUACUCCUCCGCGAUAUACAACACUUCUGGAACAUCUCGAGCAUACCCUGAUAUUUCCGCUAAUGGAGCGAACUACCUCGUCGCGAUCGACGGCAACUUCACUCUCACGUAUGGCACCUCGUGCUCCUCGCCUGUCUUAGCGGCCUUCUUCUCGGCCAUCAACGAUGCACGUCUAGGAGUAGGGAAGGGCCCUAUUGGGUUUAUCAAUCCGACCAUCUAUAGCUCCGCAUUUGUGGAGGCGUUCAAUGACAUUACAAACGGGAGUAACCCUGGAUGCAACACGAGUGGGUUCUCUGCAGAGCCUGGCUGGGAUCCUGUUACCGGUGUGGGCACGCCUAACUUUCCCAAGCUCCUCGAUCUUUGGCUGGCGCUGCCUUGA
Molecule: messenger RNA, 1925 nt
Organism: Postia placenta MAD-698-R-SB12
Lineage: Eukaryota; Fungi; Basidiomycota; Agaricomycetes; Polyporales; Adustoporiaceae
Exons: 11
Coding region: 138-1925 (595 amino acids)
Biological process (GO): proteolysis
Molecular function (GO): serine-type endopeptidase activity; tripeptidyl-peptidase activity
Source: RefSeq, a predicted model, not a curated record